This is a messenger RNA of Chiloscyllium plagiosum (whitespotted bambooshark), 14225 nucleotides long. RefSeq names its product recombination signal binding protein for immunoglobulin kappa J region b (gene rbpjb). NCBI's taxonomy places the organism in Eukaryota, Metazoa, Chordata, Chondrichthyes, Orectolobiformes, Hemiscylliidae. Gene Ontology annotation, molecular function: RNA polymerase II cis-regulatory region sequence-specific DNA binding; DNA-binding transcription activator activity, RNA polymerase II-specific. Gene Ontology annotation, cellular component: nucleus. Gene Ontology annotation, biological process: regulation of transcription by RNA polymerase II. The record is from RefSeq and is a predicted model, not a curated record.
GAUGGGGCGGAUUCUCGCGAGAGUUGGAGUUGGCUGAGAGUUUGUGGAAGAUGGCGCCUGUUGUGACAGGGAAAUUUGGGGAGCGACCUCAACCCAAACGCCUUACCAGGGAAGCAAUGCGAAAUUAUCUUAAGGAGCGUGGCGAUCAAACUGUACUAAUUCUACAUGCUAAGGUUGCACAAAAAUCUUAUGGGAAUGAGAAAAGAUUUUUCUGCCCCCCUCCAUGUGUAUAUCUAAUGGGCAGUGGCUGGAAGAAAAAGAAAGAUCAGAUGGAGCGAGAUGGAUGCAACGAACAAGAAUCACAGCCAUGUGCAUUUAUUGGAAUUGGAAAUAGUGACCAAGAAAUGCAGCAACUUAACUUGGAAGGAAAGAACUAUUGCACAGCCAAAACAUUGUACAUAUCAGACUCUGACAAGAGAAAGCACUUCAUGUUAUCAGUAAAAAUGUUUUAUGGUAAUAGUGACGACAUCGGCGUCUUUCACAGCAAGCGGAUCAAAGUAAUCUCCAAACCUUCUAAAAAGAAACAAUCCUUGAAAAAUGCAGACUUAUGUAUUGCAUCAGGAACAAAGGUGGCAUUAUUUAACAGACUUCGUUCGCAGACUGUCAGCACACGUUAUCUACAUGUAGAAGGAGGAAAUUUCCAUGCCAGUUCACAACAGUGGGGAGCUUUUUACAUCCAUUUAUUGGAUGAUGAAGAAUCAGAGGGCGAAGAAUUCACAGUGCGUGAUGGAUACAUUCAUUAUGGUCAGACAGUGAAGCUGGUGUGUUCUGUUACUGGGAUGGCACUUCCUAGACUGAUAAUUCGUAAAGUCGAUAAACAAACAGCAUUAUUAGAUGCGGAUGACCCAGUGUCACAGCUCCAUAAGUGUGCAUUUUAUCUGAAAGAUACAGAAAGGAUGUAUCUGUGCCUUUCUCAAGAAAGGAUAAUCCAAUUUCAAGCCACUCCAUGUCCAAAAGAACCAAACAAAGAAAUGAUAAACGAUGGAGCCUCUUGGACAAUCAUAAGCACAGAUAAGGCUGAAUACACUUUCUACGAGGGGAUGGGGCCCGUACAUGCACCAGUGACACCUGUACCUGUUGUAGAAAGUCUUCAGUUAAAUGGAGGCGGGGACGUUGCAAUGCUUGAGCUCACGGGACAGAAUUUUACACCUAAUCUGCGAGUUUGGUUUGGUGAUGUGGAAGCUGAGACCAUGUACAGGUGUGCAGAGAGCAUGCUCUGUGUUGUUCCAGAUAUUUCUGCAUUCCGAGAGGGUUGGCGAUGGGUACGUCAACCUGUUCAGGUCCCAGUCACUCUGGUUCGAAAUGAUGGGAUUAUCUACUCUACGAGCCUUACUUUCACAUACACACCAGAGCCUGGACCAAGACCACACUGCAGUGCUGCUGGAGCCAUCCUUAGAGCUAAUUCCAGCUUGAUGGCAUCAAAUGACUCGAAUACAAACAGUGAGGGAAGUUACACAACUGUCAGCACAAACUCAACUAUUGUCACAUCAGCAGCAACAGUAGUCUCCUAACUAUUAAAGUGGUUUAAAGACAGUGGCCAAGUCUUGGGAAGGGAGAAGAUGCAAAACUGUUGAAGUGCUGCAAAGAAAACCCUACUAGUAUCAACAAUUGUGGUAUUCUGGAAAUCACCUCUUUGUUCAGAUGGUGGACAUGUCAAGCAUUGAUAAUCUGCAAGGGGUGUUACCACAUUAAGAAAAUACACCUAUGUAUAAAACUUUAUAAAGAGCUAAAAUGGAAAUCUAUUUUUCAGCUGUUUAAAGUGUGGGCAAGAUAUAAAGAAUUUGGGUGGGAUGUUGAAGAAGACUAGAGAAUGCAUACAAAAAUAACAUAGUUUCUAUGGACCAAGAAACUUGUAUAAGCUUUAGUGGAGGUACAGUUUCACCAUACCUUUUUUUGUAUUAUACAUAUAGUACACUUUUGUUACCAAAUAGUUUAUAUUUUCUUCCUAUGAGCAAUGGGCUCUGAAGUAUCCAGGUUCCAGGCCUGACCUUGCUGUAUAUUCUCAUCACCUACUAUACCAGUAAAGACCUAUAUUUUGGUCACUGGCUGGAACUGUCCUAAUUUUUAUUUUUUUUAUAAAAAAACUUGAGUCGUGUGACUUUAUUAAUUGAAAGUGGUGUUUGAGAGGAGAACCUCAUUUUUAUGAUUAUCUGUCAAUCUGCAUUACUGUACUUAAUGGAUGUCUCAAUAUGACACCAUAAUGUGGGACAAAAAUCAGUUACAGUAUCAUGAUCUUUAUCAUAACUUAAAGAAGCACUAAAGUCAAACUGGCUAAAUGUGAUCUGUUACACAAAGGCAACCUAAACACAGAUGUAAGCUGGUUCCUUUAAUCUAUAAAAGGUUACUCACACCGAAUAGGCAGGAAGGAAAUGUUGAAUUCUGAUUCUUCAAUUACAGCUUUGAUUCCAGUGAUAAGUUUGAAAAAUUAGUGAAUUGCAAGCCUUGUGAUAAGAUUGUAAGUUCUUCAAAUCUGUCUCUUUAAAGGGGUGUGUAUUCAACUAUGCAGAGCGCACAGCAAUAACUUAGGUGUCUGUAUGCUUACUCAUGUCUCAGUUGCCAAGCUGCUGUUAAAAACCACUGGUUUGAAGCAGGUUGGUAAUGAGUAAUUUUUUUGGUCUGCUCCACCUCAUGUGAUAUCUUGAUAUGUUGUACAGCAACACGCAAACCAUAUGACGGAGUUUCAUGAUGUCACAUUCGGAGAGUAGUACAUGCAGUUUCUAGCUUGCUUUAAAUAGUUUUAAUACACAGUAAUGUGGAUAAAUGCAAUACCAGUUAGUGUACAUCUCCUUUUAUAAAAUUUAGCAUUAUGUGACAACUCAAUUGACUACACUUUAAUUCACAUUUUGCUGCUUUUUUGUGCUGUUCAACUGGUUCUUCCUCAUACUUAAGAAUACCAAAAGGGUUAUUUUUUGUUCUGAAUUCUCAGGAUUACCACUGCGAUCAGAUUAUGGCUGCUAUCACAUUAACUAUUAUAUAUAUCCAAAAUUGAGAUAUUCUUUCAUAUCAUCUCUUGCUGCAUUGUCAUGUGGAGCAUCCCAAUGUACUUCAAAAACAAAAAUAUCAGAAGUUUUAAGUAGCUUCUGCUCUGUCUGCAAUACAUACAACAGUACAGAUAUGUCAAACAUAGCUUUAUUUUUUCAAUCAUUUUAAUAAAGCAGUAUUUAGUAAUAUCUGAUAGAUUUGCUUUUUGAGUAAAAACUGAAGUUUAAUGGAUAUACUGACACCUGAUAAAUGAGGUUCUGCUAUUAACUGAAUUGGGAAUGUGGCCAUUAAGUAUUGAGUUAAUUUUGUAAUUUUCCCUCAGAGCACUGCUUUUGUAUGUUGAAACAUAUUCUCAGCUCUUUCAUAUUAACAAUAUAUCCACUUACAUGUGAGUUCUAUUUUUUGGCUAUUUGGUACAGUGGUUUACCUUAUUUUUUAUUACACAUGUUAAAAGUGAUAAAUGUUGUUUAAAGUGUAAUUUGUUCUUUAGAAAUUUGUCACUAACGUAUUGAUGCCACAUCUGUUACAUUCAAGCUGCAAUAAGGCUGUUUGUAUUUUGGUCAAGGAUUGUAUUCCUAUGGAUUUUGGUCCAGUGUUCCUAUGGUCCUUUCACUAAAAGUUGAAACAUGAAUAUCCAAAGGUCUUAGGUUUGGCAUUUGGACAGAAUUUAAAAUGUUAGUGUCCACAGGUAUGUUAACAAAUAUGGAUAGGGCAUUCAAUGUAAAAUAGAUUUAUAACCUCUUUUUGGGUAUACUAAAAUGGCAAACAUUGAUCAUAAAACUAGAAUAUGGAAAAAGAAAGUACUGUUAGGCACUGUCCUCUGUCCUUCCAUAGUUUAUGUGCAUGUAUUAUGGAACUGGAUCUUUUUGCCUUCUAAUGUUAAUAUGGCUACCUCCUUCACCCUUCAGAGUUAAAGAUGGCUGAGCUUAUUUGGUGAACAAAUUCUAUGGCAUCAUAGUAAAGAUCUCUCAGCCUACUGCUUAAUGUUUUCUGUCUUGUGAACUCUCCAAAGUGCUUCACAACCAAUGCAUUGCUUUUGAAAUAUAGUAACUGUUAUGUAUCAGAAUGUUAGCUGAUUGCAUAUGAGAUCUGCUUACAUUGGAGAUUUUGUUGGUCUGGAAAUCGAGCAACGGCUGCAAGCAGGACCAUGAUUUUUUUUUUAAUCGAACAUCUAGCAAAGCUGUUGCCUCACCUUUAGCAAUGCAACAGUCUCCUCAGUCUUCUCUUAUCAGCCUAGGUCAUGUGUGUUUAUGUUCCUAGUGAUGCUGGAACCAAGACCCUGUGAUUCAGAGAAGAAUGCUGUACACUGCGUCACACUGACAAUCAUUUCGUGGUGGGUAUAAGACUCAAAUGGGUAUAAUUUCUUUAAAAUAUAAAUAGUUAUUGCCUUGAAAGAUAUUUCCACCUAUAUUUGCCUCAACUCUAAAUAUUAUAGAAAUAAGGGAAGUACUUUCAAAGUUAAGUAUUUUUUUAAAAUUAGUGGAUUUGAUGUUGUCAAUCCCUCUUGAAUUGUUAACCUGAUAUUGCUUAUCACCUCAAUAUUGAGUAGCUCUGAGGUCAGUUGGCAUUCAAGAUCAAAAAGCUACUAAUUUGCCAACAAAGUUGUAACAGUUGGCUAAAUGCUGUCAGGUUUCAGAUUUAUUAAUUUCAAGGUGGCUUGCUAUUGUCAUCAAAAGUAAUUUCUUCUGCACAGUGAAUUUAAACAAAUUCUGGAGACAACUCCAUGUAUACUUUUGGCACUUGAUAAACAAGUUAUGAAUGGAAGCAACUGUUUGUGUAAAAAAAGGGAAUAAAAUUUAAGUUAUUUGACAUUUUGAUCUGUUUCCAUUGGUCAGACAACUUGGGCUAGAAUGGAAGUCAGUUUGAAGGAUGGGCAUCCAAUAUUUUCCUGUGAGGUGUGAGAAAAGGCCAAGUAGCUCGUUAAGUUUGUCGCUUUUUAGUUUUUUAAUUCAUCUAACCUAACACUUUAACUUCAACUUGAACACCCAGAUGGGUUUGAUUUUUCUGUCUUUUCCCCUGGAUUCUUUGAUUAGUUUAUCACCCAGUAAUCCAUCCCUGCCUCUGUUUUGAAUUUAUUUUGCACUAAACAUCUAAUCUAACAAAGGUUGUUUGAUAUUUAUUUUUACAAUUUAGCAUUUUUAUUCCCUUGAUGAAUUUAAACUUCUCCAAUUUUUCCUUGUAGCUCAUCCACUUUACAUCUUGCAGUAAUCCUUUUUACUGUUCUCUGCAUCCUUGUCAGUGCAUCUCUAUCAAUUUUAAAGUGUAACCAGAUUUAUACCUGAUAUUGCAGGAAGUUGUUUCAUGCAUUGUAAAACUUCAUGCGAUAUUUGUCGACAUGUAAUCUAUUAUUCAUGCUAUGUAUCAUUUUUCUCAUUUUUUAAAUUGCUGACACACACUUUCUCAACAUUGAAAGUGGUGAACCUGUUGUCACUCCCGCAUAGUCCUCUGCUAAUUCUAUUCUUUGUAUCUGUGCCACUUGUACGACCUUUUUUCCCAAAAUUCACUACAUUACAUUUGUUAGGUUUAAAGUUUAUUUGCCAGUUUCCGUACUGAUGCUCAUUAAGACUCAUGAAAAAUAGUCAUGUAUGUGUGCUGGAUAGUGUUUAAUACCAGCUUAAGUUAGUUUUCUGAAGAGCAGUUCAAAAUUGAUACUGCAAAAUAGCAGAAGAAAGUACCUUUUGUAUUUUGUGACUAAAACAGUUGUGUUUUUCAAGGCAUAUAUUAGGAUUUCAUUGUUCUGAUAUGGAUGUAUUUCUACUAGUAUUUUGAUACUAUUGACUAGGUUUUUAUAGACUUGGUAAUUUUGGAAAUAAAAUUGCUUGGGUUUUCACUAUUCUGUUGGAAUUUUGAUUCCAAAAUGUUCAAAUUUGCAGUUUUCAAACACUAUGUUGUGUGUAGGAAUGGAUGCAUUGGUGAAUUUCACUAGAAACCUUAGAGCUGUUCAUGCAAGCGUGUUUGUGGUUUUUGUUUAGAUGGGAGAAGUACAGCACUACAUAAAACCUGUUUUGCCAAGUUACCAUCUAACUAAUCUGAGAUCAAUUCAUCUAGAGACAUCUGAUGUCAAAUAGUUUUCAAUUUAAAAUGUUCAACUAUUAAUCUUGUCUCUUGGCCAUUUUUAAAAACAUUAAUGUCAACUGGUUAAAUAUGUCAAGUGAUGUUUGACAUAUUGCACUUAACGAGUUCAUCAUCACAUUUGACAAUUGACAGCCUCAGUUGAGCAGUCCCAUUUUCGUUUAAUAGUGAGUGUGACCUUUGGGAUUGGGGACGAGGUUGUUUUAAAAAGUAUUGGUUUCUUGACUCUGUAGAUUACGUAGGUCAGUGAUGGUGUGAAGCAUAUUAUCCAAGCCAUCGCAGUCUGCCCUUGUCCCCUUCCAAAUUACCUUGUCAAUUCAUUCUUUAUGAUGCUAAUCGUUUUGACAGUGCCAUUGUUUGUUGGACCUUUAUUUUUUCACUCUGAGGUGGCUUUCUGGCAGUGUUCUACAUAUAUGCCUUACUAGGAAGGCAAUUAAAACAACCAUGCAAGUGAUAUACUGGAGUUGCACAUGGGCCAGAUCAGGUAAGCAUGGCAGACUUUCCCCCUGAAGAAUAUUAGCAUGCUAUUUGAGUUUUUAUGACAGUCUUAAUGUUUAAUAACUUUUAUUUCUAGAUUUUUAAAUGGAAUUUAAAGUUUUCAUGGUCUAAUUUGAACUCCAGAAUAGUGUGGUGCUGAAAAAACGCAGCAGGUCAGGCAGCAUCCGAGGAGCAGGAGAAUCGACGUUUCAGGCAAAAGCCCACUCACUUUUGCCUAAUUUGAACUCCAGUCUAGAUUUAUCAGCCCAGGCCUACGUAUGGAUUUCCAGUCCAUUAGCUUAAUUAUGGCACUACUAUAUGCCUGUACCUGCCAGCGCACUAUUGUACAUCAGUCCCACAAAUGUAAAAAUCCUUUGAUUUAUAAAAGAUAUUCUCUCUCAUUAAUGCAACAGCAUCUUAUGUAGCACAUUGGUUUCAUUCAUUGUGUUUGUGUUGACCCCAUAUGAGCAUGUAGCAUUUGUUUUCCCAAGGAUAAAUUUUGAGCAUUGGUGGAGCUUUUGUAAAAUAUUCACUGGAUUUUUUUUUAUCAAGUGUUUUUGAUGUACACAUUUCCAACUCUUUUUCAUUCCAAAAGUCUUACUAGUUCCCAGAGUCCUUUUAGUAUUUGUAUUUACAUAUACAUUGAGGUGAAUGUCUUACACAAACUUAACAGAAUUCAUCUAAUUGAACUCAGGAGGUAAAUCUUCAACUCCCCCCACCACAAAAGUCUUGGCUGAAAAAAUAAAUUUGAGUCUGUGGUUGUAAAUUUGCACUACAUUGUAUUGAAUCAUUAUUUUAUGCUGUUGGAUUGUUUUUGUGAAAAUUGCUGAAUACUUAAAUCUGCAGAGAUGAACAAAAAUAUAAAAAUUCUCAAGUUGCAUUAUUUUGAGUAAAAAAUGUAAGAAUUGAGAACUCUGCAGCAAUAUAAUUGAUUUGACUAAAAUUUACAAAAUCAACUUUCUUGUGGUGGGCUAAUUCGGAAUACUAUGCUAAAGAACGAUUGGAUUUUAUUCACUUUAUAAUGGACACUUAUCAAAUGGAGGCUGAGGCACUCAAAGGGAAAAUGAAACUUGUAUGAGAGUAGUUCCAUUAAAUGAAAUGUGAUUUUUUUAGUAAGAUCUUAUUUCUAAAUGGAAGCUGGAAGAAUGGCAUUCAAAUAGAAUGUCUUUGCCCACUGCUAGUGAACAAUGGAAAGAAAAAUACUGAUUCAAAUUUUGGUCAAGGCCUUAAGCUAGUAAAGCAGGUAGUAAAUACAACACAUGAAUAAAGAAGUCUCUCAAGUGAUCCUAAAAUAAUCCAAUGAGCAAGGGUAGUGUGAUUUGAUUUCAUAUAUGGUCUAUGUUGUUGCUAUAGUGAUAAAUAUACACUGGAUCUGCAGUUGACUAGAAUUGUCCAACUGUUUGUUUUGAUUCUGGACUACAUCAAAUUCUUAAUAGCUUAAAGAUUGAAUGCACAGAAAAGGAGUCUAACUACUAGCAGUUUGCCUUAGUUUCUUUUAGAAUUUUUAAAUUUGCAUGCCUAAAUGAAUCUGAUUAUGGACUGCGCUUUCAGCAAAUUAGUGAACACAGUUGUUUCAUAUUGAAGGAUGAUGGGACAAAUUUGAUGGGACAAAUCUAAUGGGACAGGUGGAACUAACUGCACACAUGUAGUUGCCCUACUGCAUCAAAAUACAGCCUUAUAAGAGCCACAAGGUUUUGAAUGAGGGCAUUCAUUCCUCACAUUCCUCGGCACUAUGGCCACUGCUCCCCAUUUGCAGCAACUAAUUGAUUACUGAUUUCGCAUAAUUUUUCAUAUUGAAGUCCAUUUUAUGUGUCAAUCAUUUCUUUGGGUUCCUUUUUUUUUAGGUUGGCCAUUCUUGUCUUAAUACCUUUUGAUUCCUUCAGCCUGCCACCUUUGUGUCAUCUCAAAACCAUAAAAGGUGCUACUUAAAUUUCAAUCAUUCAUUUGAUUUCAUUUACUGUUGAUGUUAUUUUGCCUUGUUCACAGGCUUUUUUAUGUACCAUUUUCUAUCCAAAAAUACAAAUGAUUUUAUGAAGUUAAACCCAAUAAUAUUUCUUUCAGUUUAUAUUUCUGCAGUUUGCUAGUUUUAUGAUAUGAACCACUUUUAGAUCAGAGGUCAAUACAGGACAGACAAUUUUAAAUUGUAGAAUUUUCCUAAUUGUGUUGCAGGUAGAUUUCAGGCUGUUUGCAACACAAACAAUUAUGCAUGCACAUUUUGAUAUAUUCACACUUUUAAUGUCUUGAUUUUAAAUCUGUCUGUAAUACAACAUGAAUAAGAAGUCAUUUCAUCUGCCUGUUCAAUUCAACAUAUGCAUGAGUACAAACGGCUGAUCUCUGGCAACUCACGGUGUGUGUCCGAUUCAGUUUUGCUUCUACAUAUACUUGGCCUCUUUUCACUUCUAUAAGAGUGUUGCCAAGACUUCUGUCACCUAUGCUUGUUAGGUGGGUUUCACAGAUACUUGAUCCAUUCAGUUACAAAGUUGUUUGAGAAUGGUAAUAAAACAACCACUUUAUAUCACCGAUUGUUGUGAAGCAGUGAAAAAAGCUGUCAAAAAGAUCUCCACCAAUUGCUUAAUAUUGUUUACAAGUAUUACAAAGUUUGUGCCUGUGCUAGACUUAUUCCAACUUAAAUUUGUCUUUUUUUUCUUACAAACCAAGCUACAUGUGCAGUGUUGCUAAUACAGUACUUCACUCUUUAUCUACUUUCCAAAGAUUUGAAUAAUCCAAGAAUCCACACUGCAGUAAUGCCACAGAUCGAGAUCAGAAGCAGCAAAAUGAGCUUGCCUCGCCAACUUGGGCAAGAUAGUAUCUUUUCUUCCAAAUUUGUGCUUAUUUUGAACCUAUGAUAACAAAUAGAAGCUCAACUAUGCAUUUGUUUAGCUGCUGUUCACUAAUCUAAAUGCCUAUAAAUUUUGCAGUGUGGCAAGUCUAUCAUACUCUGAAGUUGCAAACAUCCUUUUUGGAUAAAUGUCAUUCACAGACAUAGUUGUACAUUUAUUCUAAAGUUUUAAUACUUGGGAAAAAAAUAAAUAUAUUUCUGAUGGUUACAGUGACCUGGUAAAUUCUUCAUUAAUCAAAGUAAACUUUUUGUCCCCUAGGAAGCAGGUAUGAGUCCAUUCAUUUUUAAGGCUUGUAUUUCAAAUAAGUGAAAGCAAGUUCUACCCAGCUUAUAGAAGAGAUUUUUUUUUAAUGAAUUGACAUUGCAAAGCAAUUUCAGCACAUACUAAUGUAGUUAGCAAAGUGACACAUCUUAAUGAACUGUGUCAACUCAAAACUACUCAUUUUGAAAAUUACGUCAGAAUGGGGAAAAUAUCUUAAAGCAAAAUGAGUCAUAAGUGACAGAUAUUGUUACUGGUGAUAUAGUAAGUAAAAACAAAACUAGAAGAGAAAUAGUUGUGACCUGGAGUAGCAUUAUAUGGUUUUGUUUUUUUAAUAUAACAGAUUAACAAACCAUCUGCACUUUAUAAACCAAAGUGGUCUGCAUUAAGAUGGCAUGGAUAAUUGUUACAUCCAAAUGAAUAUGUGACAUAGAAACGUAAGUCAACCUUUCAGGUCUUCAGUCAGCUGUUUGUGUUUGCAAUUCUUGAUUCCCAUCUACCUGUAAUAACCUGGUAAGAACAAAUGCAAUUGUCACUUUAGGAAGAACUGUUAAAAGAAAAGUAGAAUAAGCAUGUUAACAAUGACUUUAGAUUGCAAAUUUGACUUGGAAAUAUAUCACUAUUCCUUCAUUGUUAGUGGGUCAAAAUCCUGCAAUUCUCUCCAAAACAGCUGUAGCAAUUCAAGGUAGUUCACCACCGCCUUCUCAAGGACCGCUCUGGACCAGCAAUAAAUACUGGCUAGCCAACGAUGCCCAGGUCCCACAAAUGAAUUUUUAAAAAUUUAGAAUGAGCGUUCAAACCCAGUACAGUGAAAUUUCUGAUGAGAAUUUAUGUGCAGGUUUCCUGUGUUUUAUGCAGAGAGAUUCUAAACCACAAUCAAUCAAAAAAUUUCAAGUUAGUGUGUUUUGUAUGCCAAAUCGGUUGCUCACAGCUAGACCUAAAUUAUUGCUGUGUAAUUAUGUGCAGGGAUAGAAAGGGAAGGGAAGAAUUCCAGCAGUGACCCCUGCUGGAAUGUUUGUGUAGUCAUACUAUUGUUUCCAAUAGAAUUGUUUGCCAAAUGAGUCAGUGCUUUAAGUAUGGGAAAAGUGAAACAAGGAGCAAAAUUUUUAAAAGCACAUUGGUCAUGUGUGGCUUCCAUAUCUCAUCUAUGUCAGAAAACUCCUUUGUUAAAUGUGGUCUAUUAUUAAUAUCAUAAUAUGUAAAUGACAUCCAACUAUUAUGUCCAGCCCACAAUCAUUUACCUGAUGUAGAUCAAUAAAAUCUGGUGCAAUUGGAUUUGAUGUAUAGAAGUUCAGUGAGCUCUCCUAAAUACAUCAUUAUGAAAGGUCUUGUCAUACUGAAGGCUGCAUAUUAGGACAAAUACCAAAAUUAUUUGAUGUGAUGGCAAGAUUGUUGGAGGAAUUUUCAGGACUUGGAUUGGAAAAUUAUUGUAGCUGAAUUCAACUUGUCCUGGCACACUCUGGCAAGGCAGUAUUAGAAGAAGCUAAAGGUUUGUACUUAAGGGAAAAAAAUUACCUUAAAAGUACUUCCAAUAUUACCCGCUUGUUUUUGUGAUGGAUUGUGGUCAGUGACUCCAAACCUAAAGCACUUAAUCAUGAUAGUCCUAUGCUAUUCGUAACUGUAAAUUAUGUAUUUAUAAAACAGAGAAACAAUUAAUUUGAUUUGUAGGAAGAGAAAUACUAAAAGUAGUUUCAGCUCUGCAAAUUAUUAACUGGAUUUGGAAUAUAGCCAACUUUUUUGAGAUUAUUUUGCAUUCAGAAUACUAAUAAACUUAGGUCUCAGUAUCUGGCAUUUGUAAAUAAAUAGGUAUUUGAAAUAAUCUGCUGUUUUUAAAUUUUUUAAAGGUUUGAUAUGUUUAAAAGUUUGCUUAAUUUCAAAUGCUUUAAAUAUCGUGACUGUAUUUACAAUUUCAUAUGAAUUAAAGUUGAUCAUUUUUCAUGUUUUAUGUAACCCUCCUAUUGCCACAACAUAUAAGUAGUAUGCUUAAUGGGAUGUGGUAUGUAUUGCCCAGAAGGCAGUUGAGUGUCAGCCAUAUUGCCGUGGGUUGACCAAUGUAGGCCAGACCAGAUAAGAAUGGCUGAUUUCUUUCCUGACAAGACUUUAGUGAACCAAGUGGGUUUUUACAACAGUCAGCAAUGAUUACGUGCUUUCUAUUAGGCCUGCUGUCUACUCUAGAUUUUUAUUGAAUUCAAAUUUUACCAUCUGUCAUGGUAGAUUCCAACUUCUGACCACAGAGCUCUGGGGCUCUGGACUGCUAGUCUUGGAAUAAGGGACUGUGAUGACAGGAGAUCUUUUCCUGUGUUGUGAAUCUGUGGAAGUCUUUACUGCAGAUGGCUGCCAAGACUGGUCCAAUAGAUAUAUUCCCAGGCUACUGUAUUAAGAUUUUUUUUUAUAUUAAGGGCAUUGAGGGUUCUUUUUUGGGGGUGGGGUUGGUUGGUGAUGGGCAAAAGUGUGGAAUUAAGGAUUGUCAGAUCAGGUGUGAUUUCAUUAUAUAUUAAAACAGACUUUCUAGGCUGAAUGGUCUACAUCUGAGCUAUUUUUGUAGUUUUAUGAAGAUUGGUACAUUGAGGAAUUCCUUGGGAUAGUGUUCUAUGACUCUGACACUGGAGACCAAGACACUGAAUCAGUCUGUGUAUAGAAAUGUGAAAUAGCAAUGGAGUGAAGUCCUUGGUGGGAGUCAUCUUUAGAUUCCCUAAUAUUAGGACACAAUGUAAACAAGGAAAUGGGACUUGUAAAAAAGAUACAAUAAAUGUAAUUUUUAAUAUGCAUGUAGACUGGAUUAAUUAAAUUAGCAAGGAUAGCUUUAAGAAAAAGUUCAUAGUUUGAUAUAAUUUCGUGGAAUAAUAUGUUGAACAGCCAACAGAGGACAAACUAUUUUGAAUUUGAUACUGUGAAAUGAGAUGGGAUAAAUUAAUUCCAUGGUGAAAGAUCCUCAUAGUAAAGGAAGGGAAAUAAUUGCAUAAUGGAAUUUCAAAUUCAGUUUGAGGAUGAGAAACUUGAGUCCCAUACUAGUGUUCUGGAGUUAAACAAAUAAUUGCAUAGGCAUGAGGACAUAAUUGACCCUACUGGACUAGGCAGAACUGCUAAAAGUUUUGACAGUUAAUAAGAAAUGGAAAAUAUUUAGAGAAAUUCCAUUCCUCUCAACUAAAAUAUAUUCCAGAAAAGGAAAAGUUUAUAAAUGAGAGAGAAAGCAUCCAUGAUUAAGUAAGGAAGUUAACGAUAACGUGGAAAAAGCUGAGCAAUAUCAUAUUGCAAAAGUUGCACCAAUCGGGAGGAUUAGGAGACUUUUAAAGACAGAUUACUAAAAUUCUAAAAAGGGAGGAGGGAGUGGGAGGAGGCGGUGGCAGAAAAUAGGCUACAAGACACCACUUAGUUUACCAUCUGGGAAAUUGGAAUCAAUUAUUAAGGAAGCUGUAAUGGGACAUUUGGAAAGUCCAAGCACAAACUGAGUUAAGAUAGUUUAAUGAAGGGUAAAUCAGCUUGACUGGUUUCAGUUCUUCGAACAUGUAACUGGCAAUGUAGAUAAUGGACUCCUGUAGCUGGGUCAUAAUCUUACAGCACAGAAGAGAGGCCCCUUGACCGAUUUGAGUCUGCUGAUCUCUCCAUAUUGAUCCCACUUGACAACAUAACCCAUAUCCUUGAAUGGUAUGACAUUUCAAAUGAAUGUAUUCACUUCUCUAAAUGUUUCCUGCCUCUGGCCUUCCAGGUAGUGCAUUUCUGAUUCCCACCACCACCUGGGUGCUCAAAUCUUCUGCCCUUCACAUUAUGACCCUUUGUUAUUGACCCACCAUAUCUGGACUUGCAGAACGUAUUUGAUUAAGUGCAACACAACCGGUUAAUACCAAGCUAAGAUCACAAGGGGUUGGGGUAAUAUAUUAGCUUAGUUAGUGGAUUGGUUAGUCAACAAAGCAGAGAAUUGGGAUAAAUGGGUCUUUUUGUGGUUUGGCAAGCUGAAACAAAUGGGUGCCACAAGGUUAAGUUCUUGGGCUCCAAUAAUUUACAAUCUAUAUUAAUGACUUGGAUAAAGGGAUAGAAGGUAAUGUCAUGUUUGGCUUUAGAAAAAAACCUCCAAACCAGAUUGAGUUAAUUGUUAAAGUUUAAUUGCACAUGGCAAUAAGCAAUUGAAGGAAAAUACAUGAAAACUGACUUAAUGUAAAAGCAGUCUGUAUUGACUGGAUGCUGCUUGACCUGCUGUGCUUUUCCCAGCUUCACACUUUAUCAAUUUUGACGUUCCAGCAUCUACAGUCCUCACUAUCUCCAGGUAACUGCAAUGACCUUGCCUUGAGUUGGGAACGGCUGUUUUGCAGUGAUACCUGCAUUUGUUUGUGACCACCAAGCACAAAGGAAUGCUUGGGAAAGUAAUCCGAAUGGUAAUGCAGUAUAUGAUAUCAGAUUCCAUAUAGUAUUAAUUUUGGGGACUUCUGCCAGAUUUUUUUUGGGGGGGAGGGGUGGAAGAGGGGAGAGCUUUCACCAUUGGCUUGGAAUUCAUGCACUGGUGAUAUGGGAAACAGCUCAAAGUAUCAGCCAUCACCCAGGAGCCCAUAAUAGGCAGACAGUGAGACUCGUUGAGCAUGUCUAAAGUAGUUUAAACUAAUA